This is a messenger RNA of Strongylocentrotus purpuratus (purple sea urchin), 1216 nucleotides long. RefSeq lists its product as uncharacterized. Bases 194 to 1216 code for a protein of 340 amino acids. The transcript has 3 exons. The record is from RefSeq and is a predicted model, not a curated record. Lineage: Eukaryota; Metazoa; Echinodermata; Echinoidea; Camarodonta; Strongylocentrotidae.
AUAUCCCCCGUCCUAUUAUAUAUUUUCAAAGGAUGCACGCUAUGACAAUAGAGGGCAACCUGGCUGGGAGGCAGUGGACAACCUGGCUGCCUAUCUGGUGGGUCUGAACAGAACCAUAACGGCACUUUCUGCAGCAGAGAUCGAGGAGAUAAAGAGGCUAUACACCCUCCUGGAUGAUGCAGAUAAGGCCCCCAUGGAAUAUUCUUUGAAAUCAAAGAAACGGACCCUUCUCGGGCCAUGGAGAGCAUCGCGGAAGCGGAGUGGUUCUGUACCUGGACAGCAGGCUGCUGAAAGGUUGUACUUGUCAGGGGGAGUAGCAGCUGAGAGGCCUGACUCAAACAGAGUGUCCGAGUGUAUUUGCCUGCGCCUGUUUAAGGAGUACACUCUGACGAGAAACCGGCCAAAGGACAUCUUAGGAAAGACCCUCCCUAUCCCCCAGGCCAUUGUCCAUUCUUACACACAUAUCAAGCAGCUGGUGGAAGACGGCCCACAGGAGCUUCUACGUACGGACCUGGUGCUGGUCACACUGAACAACACCACGGUCAGCAACUGGCUGAAGAAGCGCCAGGAAAAGACACAAACUUCAAUGCUGCUGCAGGGUGUCACCCUGCCAGACACUGUUUCCCUGGCAGUGGACCCACUACCCCUUCCACGGCAGCGACCCAGCGAGCCAUUGAGACAUGAAGCCCCGAUGGAGUUUGAUGAACCCCCAAACAGGGAAGGCCAAACUGCAGUACGACAAAGAAAAAAGAAGCGGCGAACAGGAAUGGAGGAUACACCCUCUUCCUCAUCUUCAACCAUGCCCUUUCCUCCGACCAUGAUGCCCCCUCCUUUCCCACCAAUCCCCUCCCGCCCAACUACAGGUGCCUGGCCAGGUAUGCAGCCUGGUCAGUUCAGCUGGUACGGACCUCAGCCAUGGCCUGUCUCUUCUCCCCAUCUUCAGGAGGAACAGGAAGCUCCUUCCCCAUCAAGCCAGAUGCCACAAUCCCGGCAGAGAAGUUGGAGGAGAGAGAAGGCUCUCAAGGAGGAUGAGGAGAGAGUGGCGAGGGGUGAGGCACCAAAAAAAAGAUAUUCCAAACGUAAAGAAUGGUAUACCUGUUCUCAGUGCCAAGAGCCUAAAACCAAAGAUACUGGCCACACCCAAUAUAAGGGUAAGUGGUACUGCCCCGCCUCAGGACAGAGUCUUGACGAGUGGAGGAGUUCACUAAAGAAAUAG